This is a messenger RNA of Clupea harengus (Atlantic herring), 3311 nucleotides long. It is a transcript of the gene slc5a1, whose product is annotated as solute carrier family 5 member 1. Lineage: Eukaryota; Metazoa; Chordata; Actinopteri; Clupeiformes; Clupeidae. Gene Ontology annotation, cellular component: plasma membrane. The record is from RefSeq and is a predicted model, not a curated record. The coding region runs from base 264 to 2348 and encodes 694 amino acids. Gene Ontology annotation, molecular function: D-glucose:sodium symporter activity. Gene Ontology annotation, biological process: sodium ion transport; transmembrane transport. The transcript is spliced from 14 exons.
CCCACACACACACACUCUCUCACAUAUACGUGCAAAGAACAACACACACACACACACACACACACACUCACACACAUACUCACUCACCCACUCCUCUGAGGAGGCAGGACAUAUGCCUAGACACAGGUGACACAGGUGAACCCAAGUUAUAAGCCAGUAGGGGAAGAAAGACCACACACACAGCAGCAGCAGCAGCAGCAGCAGCGGCGGCAGCAGCGGCAGCGACAGCACUGGUAUUUUCAUGUUCACAGUGUGCUAUCAGGAUGAAUUGGGAAUAUUUCGGAUUGUCCUUUCUGCGCAAUGGGCCAAGCAAUGAAACUAGCGAGCCAUUGGCCGUCAACAAUCCAGCGGACAUCUCCGUCAUUGUGGUGUACUUUAUAGUGGUCUUGGCAGUGGGAAUAUGGGCUAUGCUGAGCACCAGUCGAGGGACCGUGGGAGGCUUCUUCCUGGCGGGGAGAAGUAUGGUGUGGUGGCCGAUAGGGGCAUCUUUGUUUGCCAGUAACAUUGGUAGCGGGCACUUCGUGGGCAUUGCUGGGACGGCUGCUGCUACUGGAAUUGCUAUUGGAGGAUUUGAAUGGAAUGCCCUUGUGAUUGUCAUCGUCCUGGGAUGGCUCUUUGUUCCUAUUUACAUCAAGGCUGGGGUGGUGACCAUGCCGGAGUAUCUGAAGAAGCGAUUCGGGGGCCAGCGCAUCCGUAUCUACCUCUCUGUGCUGUCCCUUGUGCUCUACGUCUUCACCAAGAUCUCAGCAGACAUGUUUGCAGGGGCCAUCUUCAUCAACCAGGCUCUGGGUCUGAACAUUUACCUGGCCGUGGUCCUGCUGCUCCUGAUCACGGCUCUCUACACUGUCACAGGUGGCCUUGCUGCUGUCAUCUACACUGACACCCUGCAGACUGUUAUCAUGGUGGUGGGGUCAUUCAUCCUUAUGGGGUUUGCUUUCAAUGAAGUGGGUGGCUACAACAACUUCCAGCAGAGGUACAUGAACGCCAUCCCAUCCAUCGUGGGCAUGAACAUCAGCGAGGAGUGCUACACACCGCGACCCGACUCCUUCCACAUCUUCAGGGACGCGGUGACGGGAGACCUGCCCUGGCCUGGUCUCGUGUUCGGGCUCACCAUCCAGGCAGGCUGGUAUUGGUGCACAGAUCAGGUGAUUGUGCAGCGCUGCCUCUCUGCUAAGAGUCUGUCCCACGUGAAGGCCGGCUGCAUCCUGUGCGGCUACCUGAAGCUGCUGCCCAUGUUCCUUAUGGUGUUCCCUGGCAUGAUCAGCAGGGUGCUCUACACAGGUGAGCCAAAGAGAGAGGGGGGAGGGCUAUUAGCUUACACACUGGUGUGUGUGUGUGUGUGUGAAUUUAUUCACUUACAUGUAUUUGUCUGUUCUCCUGCAGAUGUUAUAGCUUGUGUGGAUCCUGACGAAUGUACUAAGUACUGUGGAGCCAGUGUUGGUUGCUCCAAUAUCGCCUACCCCAAACUGGUGGUGGACCUCAUGCCUAAUGGUCUGAGAGGCCUCAUGCUCUCUGUCAUGAUGGCGUCUCUGAUGUCAUCACUCACCUCCAUCUUUAACUCGGCCAGCACGCUCUUCACCAUGGACAUCUACACCAAGAUCCGCCGCCGCGCUUCAGAGAAGGAGCUCAUGCUCGCCGGCAGGGUGUUCAUGCUGUUCCUGAUAGGAGUGAGCAUUGCCUGGAUUCCUAUCGUCCAAUCGGCACAGAGUGGGAAGCUUUUCGACUACAUCCAGUCCAUCACGUCUUUCCUGGCUCCGCCCAUCGCUGCUGUGUUUGCCCUCGCCAUCUUCUGUAAGCGGGUCAAUGAGCCGGGAGCCUUCUAUGGCCUGAUGCUGGGCCUGUGUGUGGGCCUGUCCCGGAUGAUCGCCGAGUUCGCCUACGGCACAGGGAGCUGUGCCAUCCCGGGCUUCUGCCCCACCAUCAUCUGCGGCGUGCACUACCUCUACUUCUCCAUCAUCCUCUUCACCAUAUCAUGCCUCCUCAUCAUCGGCAUCUCCCUCAUGACCAAGCCCAUCCCUGAUGAGAACCUUUAUCGCCUCUGCUGGAGCCUCCGCAACAACACAGAGAAGAGGAUCGACCUGGAGGCGGAGGACUGGACAGACCAGCAGGAUGACAGCUCCAUGGGGGUGGAAGAGCCCGAGGAUGAGCCUGGCUUCUGUAAGAAGGCCUACAACUGGUUCUGCGGCUUUGAGCAGAAGAAGGGCCCACGACUGAGCGCAGAGGAGCAGGAGGAGCUGCAGAAGAAGCUGACUGACACCACGGAAGUUCCACUGUGGAGGAACGUGGUGAACGCCAACGCCCUCAUCCUCCUGUGUGUCUGCGUCUUCUUCCAUGGUUUCUACGGUUAGCGAGCGUGGCCCGAAUGUUUACACAGGAGUACGUACAGAUUGACGCAUUCAUUGACACAAAUACACACAUUUACACACACAAGCGCGCACACACACACACAAACACUCACAAACACACACACACACACACACACACACACACACACACACACACACACACACACACACACACAAACACACAUUCUCAAGCAUACUCUAUAAACAUCAAAGAUCUAGAUGCUAGACUGAAAUAAAGAUGACCAGGACACUGUAAAUGCUCUUAUCUAGACUAGAAAUAUAAUAUUGACAAGUCUGACUUCUUAUGAUUUCCUAUUUAAAGCACUUAAGACGGCUGGGAUUUUGUUUUGCUACCUUUCAUAUCCAUGGCUCGUUCCCUGAUUUAAAAGACAGUCUCAUCCUCCACCACUUCCAUCCAUCAUUGUGCACAUCACUGUAUGCUGACUGAAAAAAAUCAAAUCUGCAAUUCCAAACGAAUGUUGGUCCUGAACUAAACUUUUUUCCCCCCGACAUUGAACUCAAUCUAAUCUGAGUCCACAUGGCCUACCAGCACACAGGUGUGCCCAACUGUGAAUGGCAUACUGUUUCUUUCUCUUUCUGCCAUAUCUUAAAUACCUGUCAGCGGCCAUAAUAGGCCACAGAUUUACGUAUACGUUUGUCAACAUAAAUGAAUGUCAGUCCAUGCUUACAGUUCUUAUGGUUCUAGUUCUAGAUUAAUGACUCAGACUAUUAUUUUAUCAAAGGUUAAACACUGAGGUGAUAUACUGCUUAUCUUGUGAUAAGGGGACCUUAUGACGAAGCUCUUUUGAAAGAGCUUUUACAAUGCAUAGUUACUGGUAUUAAAAUAUUAAUGUUGGACAUGGUGGUUGGUUGGGUGUUGAAAUUACUGUAUUAUUGUCCUUUAUAAUUGCACUACUUUAUCCUAUGUAUAAAGUUUUAUAAAUAAACUGAAUUUGAAUAAUUAAA